Messenger RNA from Tetrahymena thermophila SB210, 3885 nucleotides. RefSeq lists its product as hypothetical. Lineage: Eukaryota; Ciliophora; Oligohymenophorea; Hymenostomatida; Tetrahymenidae. The record is from RefSeq and is a predicted model, not a curated record. The transcript is spliced from 2 exons.
AUUCAGCUAGAAUCAAUAGUUUUCAUUUUUCAAAAUAGAUAGCAUUUUAUAUUUUAGCUCACCAAUUUCUAAAGAUUAAAAAUGAUGAAUUAGAAUCUUUUGUACCCAAAUGGUUCUCCUUCUUCCUACUACGAUAGCUUAUCUAUUAGCAAUAGCAAUACCCCAUAAAACCUUAAGCCAUCAGCAAUUAUUGGGAAGGAUUACUCUAGUACAUUGCAACAGUCUCCAUCAACAUAGCACACAUACUCGAGCCUUGAUGCAAAUAGCGGUGGCAAAAUUAAUAAUAACAAUAGCUUAAAUACAAUAGGUUUAGCUGGAUAAAACGAAAAUAACUAUAGAAUAACAACUUAAUUGGUAGAUUCGAUUAUUCCAGGAAAUUAUUAAGCAUAUAACUCAAAUUUGUAACUCAAUUAGUACUCCUCAUAAGCUUAAAUAAAUAGCAACAGCACAAAUUAUACAAGCAAUCUAUCUGGAUCAGCAACCAAUCCAAUUUAAAAAAAUACUUUACUAAGUAUAGCAAAUACUAAUGUAGGGGCAAGUAUAAGUACAAAUGGAGAUAGCCCUCACCCAGAAGCAAAUAAAAACACUAAAUCUUUUAUUGGUAUUAAUUUAUCUACUUAGAAUGCAGAUAAUAAAGCAAUAAGUAGCAUUAAUGCAAGUAGUGUUCCUUAAUCUACUUUAACAUAGUUCAUUAAAAAUUAAGGAUUUUCAUUCAGCACAGUAACUUCACCCUCUUCUAAUUAGCAACCGCUUUAAUCUCUUUCAUUUCAUCAUCAAUCUUCCUUUCAAGGGACUUCUGUCACGGGCUUAAACAAUAAAAUGCCAAUAAAUUUAGGAGCAAAUGCUAAUAAAACUGAUCUUUUAGGUAACUACACUAAAGAGAAUAAUUUAGGAAUCCCUACUUCAACUAUAUCUCUGCAACAAUAGAAUUCAAGUUUGCCAUAUUCAAUAAAUAUCAUUAAUGACAGUACUACAAAAAAUUAAAAUAGUUAUAGUCACCAAGAUUUGGCUGCAUAGUAACUUUAGGAAGUUCAAAAAGUGUAAUAAUAGCUAGCAAAUAAUGGAACAAGCAGUUAUCAAUAGCAAUAGUAUCAUGUAGGAAAUAGCUAUUCAUACUUAGAUAAGUAUAAAGAUACGCUUUCUACUCCUAAAAGAGAUGUUUAUGCUAGUGGCAUGAGCUAAAGUAUGCUAGAAUAGGGUAACACACCUUAAAACAAUUUAGCUCCAGUUUCAAAAAUGACUAUAAAUCACUAAAACUCUGUAGGAUAGAUUGAUGAUAAAUAAAAGUAGUAAGACACAGUAUCUAAAAAAAAUAAUACCUUAACAGCAGAUGAACUAAUAAAUAAAUAUUGUUUGCUUAAAUAAGCAAAUCAAUUACCAAGCAAGACUAAUACUAUUAAUGAUUAAAAUACAUCUGGACAGUAAUCCUUUACUGAAAAUAAAUAGAUAUACUAACAGCCUUAAUAAACCAACAAUUUUAUUAGUUCUCAUUACUAAUCUAUGCCUUCUCUUGUGUAAGUAUAGUAGCAGCAAAUAGGAACAUAACCUUAAGCACCAAACUCGUCAUUUUUGUAGUAAUCUGGAGUACCAUAAAUAUCAAUUACUAACACAUCAGAUUCACCUAUUUCUAAAAAAUAUGAAAGCAACAACCCUAUAAAUAAUGUCUCUACUCCUUUGAGAAAAGAAAGUGCCCCAUAAAUAGAAUCAUAUGGUUUAACUAGUUUGAAUAAAAAUUAAAAUGAGUAGAAUAUCACUAAUGUGACUUCUCCUCAUUCUGGUAGGUAGAAUAAUCUAAAAUACUAAUCUAUGGAUUAGAACUCGAUUUAAAAAGCUCUUAAUAGUAACUAACUUAAUUAAUAAAGCUCCUCUAGCCUUCAACAAAACAAAGAAAUAUAAGGUAUUAGUAGUUAUACAGCUCUUACUUCAAACAUAUAGAGCAAUUAAUCAAGCAAAUCUCAACUAGGAUCAGCUGCCUAGGGUUAUUUAAAUCAAAUACUUAAUCCAACAAAUGGUGUACCGUCUUACAAGUAAUCUAUUAGCGAAGAUUUACCUUUCUAAAGUACCUCACCUCAUAUAGUGAAUAAUAUUACAACAAUAUAAAACCCAUAUUCUUUAGGAGUAAAUCACGCAUAAAAUAAUAGUUUAAGCAGUGGUGGAAUAAAUUCAAAUAGAUAAAGUGAAACUGAUCUUAUGACAAGCUUUAAUGAUUCAAUUUUGCAAGGAAGUAGUAGUGUAUAAAAAAUACCAAAUUUGCCAAUUCAGAGCAAUGAUUUAUCUAACUAAUAGAGAAGUACUUAAGCAUAAUAUUUAGAAGAAAAGAACAAUUAAAACUAAUAAUAAUCUUAAUAUAAUCCUCACUAAUCAUCAAAUAAGUAGAAGGAAGUUUUCUAGCUUUACUAAAAUAUUAUAGGUGCAAAUUAAACUCCUUAAAAAAUAAUAAACAACUCUUCAUAUCCAUCUCCUAGUCAAGGAUUUUAAUUAUAGAAUUUAAAGGAGCCUGCUGCUGAACCUCAGCAACCUUAAAGUGCAAGAGGAGCCUCCUAAAUUUCAUCUACAAAUACUUUUAUUCAAGGUCAACCUUAAAGCGCCUAAAAGAAUUCUAACUAGUAAUAAAUUUUCUAUAAGAUUACUCCUCCUACCAUUCCAUAGCCAUAGUAAUCACAAGCUUAAACAUCUUAAUCUUAAGUUAUUCAAAUUUAAGCGCCAUAAAGUUAAACAACAUAAAACUUUUAAUCAAAUUCUUAAAAUCCAAGCAUCUAACCUUAACAAAUUGGCACUUAAAUUAAAUCUCCAUACCAAAUUGUGAAUGGUAACAAACAACAGGUUAUAUUCAAUCCUAAAGCUUAGCAAUAAAGCGGAUAAAAAUAAUUAUUUGAAAGUGGUUUGUAAAUUAGCUAAAUUGGAAAUCGUCCCAAAGGAAAUUUUACAGUAAUAGAUUCUGUAAGUCAUCCUUAUUUAACAUACAAAAAUCCUAAAUAAGCAAAUAAUUAUAAAUAAAAAAUAUGGUAAAAUAUUUUAAACUAGCGUAAAAAUAAGCAGAAUAGCUUUCAUUCUCCUGUCAGAGAAAAACAGUUUUAUUCUAAUAAUCUUAAUGCAAGUGCUGAUGAUUUUGCUGGUGGAUCACUUCCACAGUUCUCGCCUCAAAAAAAACCUGGACAAUAAGAAUUUUUCCCUAAUCCUCCCUAAAAUGUUAAUCCAAAAUAAUAAUACUAUUAAUUAGGGUACAAUUAGUAUGGCUAACCAAUAAAUUCUAUUUAAAAUAGUAAAUUUGGGAAGCUUCAAAAUUCUGAUUAGCAUCAGUAUUAAUACGUCACUUAUAUUAAUGCACAAGGCUAAAAGGUUGAAUAAAGAAUUCUCAUUAAAUCUCCAAAUUAAUAGUCUUACAACAUGAAUAAUGCAACAUUUCCUAAUCCUACUUUUGGAUAAGAUUAGAGGUAAAUAUUUUAUGAAUAGAAUUCGAAUAAUCGCUAAGGUGAAGAAAAUCCCCCUAAAAUUAAUUUAGAAAUAGUGAAUAACCACUCAACUCCAAACGAAAAUAUAUUUUAUGGAGAUUAAAAAGCUAUGACAUUUUCUAAAGUAUCAGGAAAUUCUACUAAUUCUUAAAACUCUGGAUAAAAUUCUCCUGCUUUUAUAAACAACUAAACGUAAAGAUCAUAUUCUCCAUCAGGUAAGAAAAUACCACCAUCAAGCUAAUUUGCUAAUUACCAUGAUUAGCAAGAAUUAGCUAAAAAAACUCCAAAAGGUGAAGAAAAAGCACAUUAAGAUCAUUUGACUAUUCCACAAGAUUAGAAAAUUAAUGGAGCAAUCAAAGAAAAUUUAAAUAAAGCUAUGAGAAUGAGUUUUGGUGGUGAAUCUUCCAACGAUAACAAGAAUAUUCAAAUUUGA